CAUUUAUACACGUGACGCCUCCACUGACCACUCUGAACACAUGGAGGGCGACAGAACAAGAAUUUAUUAAGUUAUUCCUCACAUCAACAGUAAUUUAGCAGUUUGAAGUAUUAAAUAUAUUGAGGGAACAGCGAAAACAAUUUGGGUAGGGCCCUAACACCACCACCACCACCACCACCAACAACAACAACAACAACAACAAUUCACCAUCCUUCAAAAAAAAAAAAAACAAGAGGUCAGAAGUACAUCACCAAAGACAGGUCGGAUAAGGUCAGCGGGAAGCCUAGGCAGUGUGACCCCAGUGCAGCGACCCUUUGUGACCUUGUGUGCGGUAAGGUCACAAUGAAGCGGCCGUACUUCCAGGAACGCUCGCUGCCGGCCAGGGUGGAAAAGUACAUGAGUGACAACAAACACGUGAACCUUGAGGAGAUGACAGACCACUUGAUGAAUAACUACCGAGAGUUCCGCCUCAAGAACAAGAAAGCCUUUAUGAAGAGUGUCGAGAAGGCUUAUGAGUGGCAGCUGUAUUGCCAGCAGCUGGACCAGGACAGCGGUGAGGAUAUAGAGGACAGUGACGGAGGUGGACCGGACAUACUAGAGAUAACUGAGCCUGAUCCACUGCCCAGGGGAAGGAACACCAACACAAUGCUCAACAAGAUGUACAAGUCUGCCUCGGCCAACUCCUCUCCAAGACCCAAGAGUAAAAACGACUUCUUUAUUCUGGACGUCGAUGGCAACUCCUCCUUCAACGGAACAAGGACGCCGGAUGCGAGUGCAAGGAAGAAGCGGAAGAAGAAAGAGGAGAAGGAUGGAGACAUAGAGGAUUUGAUAAAGAGGAAGAAGAAGAAGCAGCUCAUGGCAGAGGCAUCCACCGUUACCUUGGCUGACAUGGCGGGCAUUGAGGCUCUUGAGGAGCAAAUCUGUGACUUGGCUGGGAACUUGCGGUGGCCAGGUGUGCUGCAGCCCCUCAUCAAGUCAGCCCUUGUGACGGGUCCCUCUGGCAGCGGCAAGACCACGUUUGGCCAGGCCUUGGCGGGGACAUCGGAGGCGCCAGUAGUACGAGUGACGGCGACGGAGCUGGUUGGCGGUGUGUCCGGGGAGAGUGAGGAGCGCAUCACAGAGGUGUUUGAGCAGGCGGCCACACUGUCACCAUGCGUCCUGCUGCUGGAGAAACUCGACGUGGUGGCACCCAAGGACAGCAACGCCACCAAAGGAUUAGAGAGAAGGAUUUGCACGCAGUUGUCCUCAUGUUUGGCAAGCCUCAAGACAAAGCACAAGGACAAACAGGUGCUGGUGCUCGGGGAAACAAGUCGGCCGGAGAAGCUUGACUGGGACCUACGGGGAAGCUUUGACCUGGAGGUGUUCAUGGCCAUCCCCACUGAGGAGGCCCGGGGGAAGAUACUCAAGCUGCUGUGUGCGGGGUGUGUGGUGGACAGCAGUGUGGGCGGCGGCUUUGAGGAAAUUGCGUACCGAACCCCUGGCUACGUGGCGGGUGACCUUAGGAAGCUGGUGGAGAAGGCACAGAGUCUGGCGUGGAAAAGGAAGAAGGUGAGUCUACGCGAUGGGACCACGGGUGGCUGUCUGGAGGAGCGAGUGAAGGACUUCCUGGGACACCUGGGCAGGAUGUGUGAGGCUGAGGAGCAGAAAGUCACUGUUACUGUCACUAUGGAGGACUUCAUGGAGGCUCUGCUGCACAUCACGCCAGCCCUGAAGAGAGAAGGCUUCCCAGUCCCAGACAUCACCUGGCAGGACAUUGGAGGGCUGGAGGACAUCAAGAGGGAACUGAGAGAGAAGAUCCUUGAACCCAUAAAGUUUGCCAAGUUGCAUGAGGAGCUUGGAUUGAGUCGACCUAAUGGUGUGUUGAUGUGGGGACCUCCAGGCUGUGGCAAGACCCUGCUGGCCAAGGCUGUGGCGAAUGAGGCUGGCGUGAACCUCCUACCAGUGAUGGGGCCAGAGCUUCUCAACAUGUAUCAAGGAGAGAGUGAACGUGCAGUGAGGGAAGUCUUCUACAGAGCCAGGAAUGUUGCUCCUUGCGUUAUCUUCUUUGACGAGUUUGAUUCCUUGUGUCCUGUGAGAAGCAAGGGAGAGCAGGGUGGAAGCAAGACCACCAUCGUAAACACCCUGCUGACGGAGAUGAACGGGUUUGCCAAGAGGGAGGACGUGUAUGUGAUCGCAGCCACCAACAGACCAGACAUCCUUGACCCAGCAGUGACCAGGCCAGGGAGGUUUGACACUCUUCUCUAUGUGGAUGUCCCGGAUUAUGAAGGCAGGGUAUCCAUCUUCAAAGCCAGGACUAAGAACGGUACAUGUCCUGCUCUGGCCCCUGAUGUCAAGCUUGAGGAAGUGUCCAAGCUGUGUGACAACUUUUCUGGUGCCGACUGUGACCAGCUGGUGUAUCUAGCUGGCAAGGAGCUGAUCAGGGAGGUCAUCCAUGCCACCUCCUCCCCCUCAGCCACCCCCAGCCCUGCCCAGCCCUCAGAUGAGUCAGUAGAGAGGAAACUUGUAGCCAGAAGACAUUUUUCAGCUGCUCUCAGGAAGAUGAAGCCGUCAAUCUCCGCUGAGGAACAGAGACGCUACAAGAAACUACACAGUAAGAUGGAGGCUGGCCGGGUGCAGGGGAGUCUUGAGGGUUUCCCUGAGGACGCCCCACCCCUUGUUCAGCCCCCGCAGGAUGAUGCACAGCCCAUGGAGGUGGCUGAUGACAAGGACACCCCCGUUACUAGUUAAGAGAACGAAUUGGGAUGUUAGUUUUUGUAUUUUAUUUGUAGUUUUGUAGUUAAUAUUUAUAUCCAGUUGAGGGAUGAUGAAAGACUAAUAAAUUUCUCAUCAUUUG
Molecule: messenger RNA, 2833 nt
Organism: Portunus trituberculatus (swimming crab)
Lineage: Eukaryota; Metazoa; Arthropoda; Malacostraca; Decapoda; Portunidae
Gene: smid
Product: nuclear valosin-containing protein-like
Biological process (GO): ribosome biogenesis
Cellular component (GO): nucleus
Molecular function (GO): preribosome binding; ATP hydrolysis activity; RNA binding
Source: RefSeq, a predicted model, not a curated record